AUAAUCAAUGUUUGCACAAAUCUCAUUCAGGUGUAAAACCGCAUCAAAUACUUUUUGAUUCAGUUUGGAUAGUUUCGAUAAACUGAUGCCUAUUAUAAACAAAUCACCACCAUCAAUUUCCAUUGAAUUGAAUAAAAACAAAUUAUGGAUCAACUAAAAAUUUAUUAAAAUUGGUUAUAUAAAGCGUAGAUUGAUUGCAUAAAACAAAAUAAAUGUGAAACAACGGAAAGCAAAACAAUGGUAGAGCGAUAAGGUGAUAUGUGAUAAGAUAGUCAUUUUAACUAAAAUUCAUUUGGAACGUUUUACAAAUCGUGGCAAAUCAUAUCAGUGAGUGAGCUUCGGUUUUUGUGGACGGAACAUCGGAAUUUCAGCGUUUAUUGGUGAUGUUUUUUCGCUCAAAAUUGACAACCAAUUUUAUUAAAUCGAUUCGGCGCGCGACCGUCGUGCAAAAGCCAUUUUAAUGAAUGCUUUAAUUUUCACAUAGAAAAAAAAAUUAUGAAUCGUGUUCACGUUUGUUCUAUUUGGAAAAAGGCAAAGCUUAUAAUUUAACUUUCAAAUAUCUAUUCACUAGAAACACAUUUUCCGGAAUUCUUUCAAAAUUGUUUGGUAAACGAGUGACUAACAGCGUUUUCUCGUGCAAAUAAUUCAUUGUAAAACAAUUUAUACGAUUUCGGACAAUCAAUAGCAUUUCUAGAUUAAAAUUAGGCAUUAACGUUAUUAGAUAGGUAGCUCAAAAUGAAUAUGAUGCAUUCGUAGCGAAUAUUUCUUUGGUUCUCACGUUAAACUUUGUUAAAGUGCAUCAAAAAUGGAUUUAUCGAAUCGAGUGCCUGAAAAUGGGUCAACACCAAAAACUGCAUCCGUGUUAGUGCACCAUAAACCGCGUCUGAAUCUAUUUGAUUUGGUGAAAACGGGCUUGAGUUCAACGCUUGCAAUAAUCGUUUUCAUUGGAAUUGGCCAUGUGGUGAAAUGCGUUGCCGGACCAUCAGCAAUUCUCUCCAUUUUAAUAGCGGCAUUAAUUGCAUAUUUAGUAGGUACUUUUUACACAGAAUUAAAUCGAAUGAUAGUGUUAUCGACGAUAGAAGAAUCGGCACAAUUAUCGCGUGUUGUGGCUACAGUGUCUGAUGAAACGAUAGUGGGCCAAAUAGACAAUAAUGCAUAUGUUACAAGAACAAGGUAUAGAGUGGCAAUCGAAUGGUUGUUGCCAUCGUAUGAACUUGUUUAUGUUUGUAAUGGUGAAUUCGCUGCAUUUGUAAUUGCAUGGAAUUUGAUUAUGGAGUAUGUGGUGAUUGUGGCACUGAUCUCCAAAACAUUGAUUAUCAUGAUUGAUGCACUAUUUUUCGACUCAGUGGGCCAUUUGACCGAAAUCAUUCCAAUGUCAUGGUAUUUAGGCGAACAUUUCGAUGUACUGGCACUUCUAGUGCCAAUCAUAAUAGGCGUUCCGUUGUUGUUGUUGCUUGGACGAAACACCAUAUUCAAUGUGGUAUCAAUCGCGUUGAGUUUGUUGAUUGUACUGAUUUUCCUAUUUUUCGGCAUUUUCAACGCCGACAUUUCGAAUUGGGAUCGCGGAAACGGAUAUUCGAAUUUGGAAACAGGUGGUUUUUAUGCUUUUGGCGUAGAUGGCGUCUUCAAAGGUGUUGUCAUCAUUUUAUUCAUGUUUAUUGCAUUUGAUACGAUGUUGUUGAGCCGAUGGGCCCAAUCAUUUUGCUUUUCAACGCGAUAUUCCAGUGACACGGAACCAGUAAGCAUCGAAUAUUUCACCAAAACCGUGAACCAAGCCAUUUUAUCAAUUAACACCAUCAUUCUCCUAUGUUUGCUCGGCAUGACAUUUGCAUUAACGACCAUUCAACCCAUCUAUUCAAUGGAUAAAAGCUUGCCGUUGUUAUCUGUUAUCGAUGCAGUGUUCAGUGAUUCGAAUGGGCUCAGCAACGCGGCAACGGUAACCAAAUUCAUUAUAUUAAUUGCUGGCUCCAUCGCACUUGUUGGCAGUUUGUAUGCGAUGCUGCAUGCUGAACAGCGUGUUGUGCAAACGAUGCUAUCGACCGAUGCGGACGAUUCAACAUUCAAAUUAUUUGGAAAGUUUGGCUUAAACCAUUUACAACAAGAAAUACGGCAGCAAAAAACAACGGCAACCGAACACAACGGCAACCAAAGACGACGAUGGGAAACCGGUGCUUGUUUAUUAUUUUCAAUACUUUCCGGCUUGUUGGCUGGAUUAUUCGCCAUUGAACAUCUCAUUAAUUUACUUUCGAUCGGUACGUUGCUCAUGCUGUUCGCUCUAACCAUUGACAUCAUGAUUUUGAGAUACUCCGGGCGCUUGAAACAACAACAUCCAUGUGAAAACGGAACAUCGGCAACAGUCACGAAAUCAACGCGUUCCAUAAGUUUGGUCACAAUUCUGCUCUCCGCUUACUGUUUAUUGGCAGCAACUUUAGCCAUUCUCAUCAAAAUCGUUAUUUCGAAAGCUGUUACCAUCUCAAUGACUUUGUGCUGGAUUUUCAUUUCCAUUUUAAUAGUAAGUCUUUUGGUCAUUGUUCUCGUACUUGGUGCACAGCCCAAAGGAAAUGCAAUUUUCUCCCUCAAUCUCUCGCAUCCACUUCUUCCGGCCAUCGUCUUAUUCGGCUGCAUCUUUCUGUUUACCGCCAUCGAUGUCGCCGCUUGGAUUCGACUAGCUAUUUGGAUGACCAUUGGUAUACUUCUAUAUUUCAUCUCGAAAAAGCAAAAGAAAAACCACAAAUGGACGGCAAACGGUGUAACAAAUGAUGCAUUCACUUCCGAAAUGGAAAUCAAUCAAAAUAAUUUCGCCAAUGCUAUGACAAUCUCCAAUGAAACCAUAAAACUAAAUGAUAAUUCUUCGAUCCAAAGUCAAGAUGCAACUAUUUUGAAUCGUUCACCAAACGAAAUUCCUCCGAAGAAGGCCGAUGUCAAGACAUUUGAAACAGACAGUGUUGAAUUUGAGCUUGAAGAAGUGACAAAAAGUCCAAUCGAAGAAUUUGAUGUUAAUAGAACAGAAAUUAAAGCAAUUCCAAAAACAAGCCCUCCGCAAAUUGAUCAUUCUAAACUGAAUGAAAUAUCUUCUGUGGAUGAUAUCAAACAUAUGUGUGUUGAGCGUCGUGAACCAAAUGGAACUGCUUAUUUCGUGGAAGUCGAUUUAGUUCAAAGUGGUAUGGAAAAUGAGAUGAAAAAUUGUGAAGUUACUGCAAAGGAUAUCGAAAAUAUUGGCGAGAAUACUGAGGAGCUUGAGAAAAAUAUUGUUGAACGAGUUUUUAACCAGAAUGACAUCGAACUGUGGCCAAAGCCCGAGCCAAAACUAAUAAUUCUAUCAGCAGCAUCUGAAUUCGAAAACAGCGAAACUGAAGAGGAAGAAAAGGAAGUGCGCGCCAUUGUCCAUGCAUCAAAUGAACAUUCGUCUCCAUUUGAACUGUUGGACUCGACGUCAAUUGAAUCGUCGAUACCAUUCAAACAUUCAUCAUCAUUCGAGUGUCUAACCCCAAAUAAAAUGGUAACAUCACCUGGCGUUAUACGGCCAAUCGGUGUAUAUGAAAAGCCAAGGCGAUCGCCAAAUUUCCAAAUUGGAGUUUACGAAGCACUUCCAAGGCAGAAAUUGCUCUACGAAAACGAUAAAGAUCGUUUGGCAUUCAAAAUGCGCUUAGAGAAUUUGUUUGGUCAAAGCGAUGAAAUAGCAGCCACACCAAAUCGUGCAAAAUCGAAUUUCAGCAGUCCAAUCCAACCACAUUCGAUGCGAUUAUCAACAUUGAAUCAUUCUAUUAGCGCUCCAGAGAGUUUGCACGAUGAAACCGUGUCGAAUGGACUGCCACCCAAAGAGGUUCCUUCGAAAAUUCCAAUUCCACCGGCAUUUAAUCAAGAACUGUAUGAUACGGUCGGACGUCGAAACCGAAAAGCAUUUCCAUCGGCAUUCGAUGUGAUUGACGUCGAUGGCACCAUAAAAGACCGCAUGCCGUUUGAAAGUGUCAACAAAAAAGCGAAUUUGUCGCGAACAAAAGCCCACGACAAUCUCACUGAACUGGGCGGUGUUGAAAACAAUGCACCACCAAAUAUUAAGCAAAAGCUCGAAGAAAUUUUCAGCAAAGGUCUAGCAGCAACGCAACUGGAUGUGCCAGUGGAUUUUGAGGCAAACCGAAAUGGCAAUAAUGAAAAUAUUCGACGAAGCAAACGGCUCGAACCAUUCGAUACGGUGCGAAAGCAAAAAAUGUUGUUCAGUGACGUUUUAAAAUCCAUCGGGCCCGAUAUUCAUUCGAAUUUGCAUCCGACCCAUACAACGGCUGCCAUCGACAUACAAGAGACACAACGCCGCGAAUCGCUGGAUUAAAUACGGAAUGAUCCAUUAAAACUUACCGAAAUGCAAACUGAAAAACACACAUUGGAACAAAGCUAUCAAUAAAUUCAUGAGAUUAUUUUUUUUGUUCCGUUUCGUUACGUUUAUAAAA
Sitodiplosis mosellana (orange wheat blossom midge) is the source of this 4445-nucleotide messenger RNA. RefSeq lists its product as uncharacterized. Gene Ontology annotation, cellular component: plasma membrane. The record is from RefSeq and is a predicted model, not a curated record. The transcript is spliced from 9 exons. Gene Ontology annotation, biological process: amino acid transport. Lineage: Eukaryota; Metazoa; Arthropoda; Insecta; Diptera; Cecidomyiidae. Bases 806 to 4327 code for a protein of 1173 amino acids. Gene Ontology annotation, molecular function: amino acid transmembrane transporter activity.